AUAUGCGACAUUAGGCCUUUAUUUAAGUACCACCUGCAAGUUGAAAAUAGCUGUGUCUUAAAAAUUCAGGCACAUUUUUAUUUUUUUUGUGCCUUUUUGAGGCAACUACUUUUUGAUGAUUGCUUAACAACAUUUAUUAUCGGUCAAUCCUGGAUUAUAUUAUAGAGAUGGUAACAGUAUAGAAGGAUAGAUGAAAUAAUCAAAAUACUUGGAUCACCUAUGUGUAAUAGAGGGGUAAAUGUUCAAUGCAGUAUCCAUUUCGAAAUUGGUAGUAUAUAGUAAGCAGGGUCUUUUUUAAUUGGACAGGAAAUAUGCUCUGGAGCACUGUCCUGGAAAAGCUUUGAGAACUCUUGCACCUUUCUGGCCCUUGAUACUACUACUGUCCCAACAUGUACCUGGAUGAUUAACGUUCUCCAUUUUAACUUAUCUAUAAUUCUUCGCUUCUGUGUAAAUUCCUUGGGAAUAUGUUUUUUUUUACAUCUUUUGUUCGAGUUGAUAACCCAUAGACCCACACAGACCAGUGUAAUUGCACCUUUCUUGUUCCUUUCCCUUAACUCUCUGGGGCGUCCUCUCCUCCCAAACAUUAUAUUCAGCACCCAGUUAUAAACGGUAUAAAUAAUGAAUACUACAGCAUUCAGGGCAGUAUUAAUGCGGCUACAAUAUUGCAUGGUCAGAAUGCUACAUUGAAACACAACAGUACUCAGUACCAUGGAUUGACAUUGACGACAAAUCGUUACGUGAGCCGCAGGGUCACUUGGUGAUGUUGUGGGAAGGGAGGCGCCUGUGGGGAAGGAGGUGCCCAUUUAAACUGGUGCCAUCCGCCUGUCGGGCGGCGGUACGGUACUCUGCACUUGUUAUUCUUCCAGCCCACGUACCUUACGCACCGGUCACGCAGCCGCGCCGAGGACCAGCCCCAGCUGAAGACUCCGGCAGGUUCCUAAAUCCUUGGGAGAUUCUCCUUUCCCUGUCUGUCUCCCUGUCUCUCUCACUACCUGCCGACCGUGUGUGGUGAACAGAUCCUCCCAGGCAUGUCCACCCGAGUGGCUCACCCUCAGGACCCCCACAAGCCGACAGAAAAGCCAGCCAUCCACUGUUUCAAAUGUGGAGACCCAUGUAAAGGACAAGUACUACGUGUCCAGUCAAGACAUUUCCACCUCCAAUGCUUCACUUGCAAAGUUUGUGGCUGUGACUUGGCCAAAGGUGGAUUUUUCAUGAAGAACAGUGAUUACCUUUGCACCUUGGACUACCAGCGACUGUAUGGAACUCGUUGCCAGGGCUGCAGAGAGUUUGUGGAGGGAGAAGUAGUCACAGCAUUGGGAAAGACCUAUCAUCCCAAAUGCUUUGUUUGCUCCAUAUGCAAACGCCCGUUCCCAGCAGGGGACCGUGUGACUUUCAAUGGAAAGGAUUGUCUGUGUGAGCACUGUGCCCAACCAAAGUCAUCGAGUCCCAAAGAAAUUGUCAGUAGCAGCAAUUGUGCAGGCUGUGGCAGAGACAUUAAAAAUGGACAAGCUCUACUGGCUCUUGAGAGACAGUGGCACCUGGGUUGUUUCAAGUGUAAGGCCUGUGGGAAUGUUCUUACUGGGGAGUACAUCAGCAAGGAUGGUGCACCCUAUUGUGAAAAGGAUUAUCAGAGUCUAUUUGGUGUGAAAUGCGAAGACUGUGACAAAUUCAUCACUGGAAAGGUCUUGGAGGCAGGUGACAAACAUUAUCAUCCGAGUUGUGCACGAUGCAGCAAAUGCAACCAGAUGUUUACAGAAGGGGAAGAAAUGUACCUGCAAGGUUCCACGGUUUGGCAUCCCGACUGUAAGAAGUCUACCAGGGCUGAAGAGAAACAAAGGCCUACACGAUCUUCUUCUGAAAGUAUUUCCUCCAGACCUGGUUCUAGCAUACCCAGCUCACCUGGCCACACAAUUUAUGCAAAAGUGGACAAUGAGAUUCUUGACUACAAGGACCUGGCUGCAAUCCCCAAAGUCAAGGCCAUUUAUGACAUUGAACGGCCUGACUUGAUCACUUAUGAACCAUAUUUUGGUGCCACUUUUGAGGAUAGACAUGAACGUCAUAGUAUGGGAGAGUCUCAAUACGCAAGGAGUGACAACGGCUCGCUUGUUCAAAGUGAAAUUUCGCCAAGGACACUUUCCCCUACACCUUCCACUGAGGUCAGUAAAUCCCUUCAUGUUUAGUUCUCAGCCUUAUCUUUUUCACAGUAUUCAUUUGCUUUGUGCAAUAAUGUGACUUCAGUGGUUAGAAUUGUGACAUUUAGUCAAAAGGUUCUUACUGAAUACUGAAACAAACACUUUGCAAACAAUAACAUUUGUCGCCAGAUUUACGCUCCCCCACUUUCAAU
This is a messenger RNA of Chiloscyllium plagiosum (whitespotted bambooshark), 2344 nucleotides long. The record is from RefSeq and is a predicted model, not a curated record. Lineage: Eukaryota; Metazoa; Chordata; Chondrichthyes; Orectolobiformes; Hemiscylliidae.